Molecule: messenger RNA, 3180 nt
Organism: Juglans regia (Persian walnut)
Lineage: Eukaryota; Viridiplantae; Streptophyta; Magnoliopsida; Fagales; Juglandaceae
Product: histone-lysine N-methyltransferase EZA1-like
Exons: 18
Coding region: 174-2858 (894 amino acids)
Biological process (GO): chromatin remodeling
Cellular component (GO): PcG protein complex
Molecular function (GO): histone methyltransferase activity; protein binding
Source: RefSeq, a predicted model, not a curated record
UUCAAGAGGAGAAGAAGAGAGAAAAAGAAAGUGGUGGUUUCGGUCAGAGACCUUCAGGUGGUCUCAUUCGCAUCGUGUACGCCACGUCACCGAACCUUCCCCCCCGUUUCGGCGGGCCAACAUUACUUCUUUCAUCUCUCCCUCGGGCCUCGGAGUUGCAUAGCAGAGCAGCCAUGGUGUCCAAAGCAAGCGACUCUGCCAUCAAAAUCAGAAAAUCAAGCGGAGAACAGUCAAGUGAUUCUCUUGGAGCCUUACCAUAUAAGAUAAAUCAGCUAAAGAAGCAAAUUCAAGCAGAGAGAAUUGUUUCAAUCAAAGAAAAAAUUGUGAAGAAUGGAAGGAAGCUAGAAAGUCAUGUUUCUCAGGCUAUAUUGGUGACAUCAAGAAAAGAGGAUUCACUCACGGAGAAUGGGGUUGGAAAAAUGCUUUCUUCAAGAAUUGAACGUCCUUUCUGCAAGUUUAAUGGACUUGCACAAGGUUUUGGAGAAAAGGACCAUAUUAACAGUCACGAAGUGUUAUUGUCAACAAGUACCAAACUUCCACAUGUUGAAAAGUUACCACCAUAUACAACUUGGAUAUUUUUGGACAGAAACCAGAGAAUGGCUGAAGAUCAGUCUGUGGUUGGGAGAAGGCGUAUCUACUAUGAGCAACAUGGUGGCGAAGCACUGGUCUGUAGUGACAGUGAGGAUGAUACUACAGAACCUGAGGAAGAGAAGCAUGAUUUUUCUGAGGGUGAAGAUCGUAUUCUGUGGUUGGCUUUUCAGGAGCAUGGGCUAGGCGAGGAAGUUGUGAACAUUUUGAGCCAGUUUAUUGGAGGCACCAGUUUGGAAAUGCAGGAGCGGUAUGACACACUUAAGGAGAAGUAUUGUGAGAAAUAUGACCUGAACUCCAAAGACUCCUGGAAAUUUGGACCUGACAGGGGUUUAUAUUUGGACAAGAGCCUUAGUGCUGCUUUAGAUUCUUUCGAUAACCUUUUCUGUCGUCGUUGUAUGCUAUUUGACUGCCGGCUACAUGGCUGUUCUCAAGCUUUAAUUUAUCCUACUGAAAAGCAGUCAUACUGCUCUGAACACGAAGAAGAGAGGACACCUUGCAGUGCUCAGUGUUAUCUUCAGCUCCAUCCCUCUCAAAAUGGUUCUGCUCAGUUAGAGUUAAGAGUUGCCAAGGACUUGCCAGAAGUUUCAAUUAUUGAUGAUUUUCAAAGGAUGGAAGGUACAACUUUAGAAGAAAGGGUUGGUACUCCUGUAUCCUGUAAUGCUGAAGAGCUAGGUACACAUAAUAGUGAAAACAUUAUACAAGAUGAAGGAUGUAUUUCUGGUAAAAUUCAACCUGUUACUUCUGAAGCUAUUUGUAGUUCAGAAGUCGCUGCUGUGAUUUCAGUUACUUCUCUCACGACGGUAGACGACCAAAGGAUGGGGAAGCGCAAGGUCAUGGAGCUCACAGACGUGACAAGACCUGACUCAAUCUUGGUUUCUGAUGAUUUCCAGGAUUCCGGUAAGAAACAGAAGAAACUAUCAGCUUUGGAUAUAGGAAUUGUAAGUAGUGAAGCGAAACCUACUCUGGAUCACACUUCAACCCCCAAAUACUCUCCAACAGAACCUGCUGAACAUACUUUAAACGAGUUUGUUAGUUGUGUUAGUGCUUCUUGUGAUAGAUUUGAGGACAAUGUCAGAGAUGAAAUAAAAGACACUAGAGAAGUGCCUGAGCUGAACCACUCAUCCAAUUCUAUAGGGCGAAGCACCGAAGGGUUAAGUAGCUCUGAGUGGAAACCGAUUGAGAUAGAACUGUAUUUAAAGGGUAUAGAGAUGUUUGGAAGAAACAGCUGCCUCAUAGCCAGGAACUUACUUUCUGGUUUGAAGACUUGCAUAGAGGUAUCCACUUACAUGCAUGACGGGGGAGCUUCAAUGCCAAACAGAGCCAUUGUUGUACCAAGCUCGCUUACUGAAGACAAGGGGAAAGCUGAUAUAGAAUAUACUGACCAAGAUAUGCCAGCAAGGUCACGGCUGCUACGUAGAAGGGGCAAAACACGGAAGUUUAAAUAUUCUUGGAAAUCUGCCGGCCACCCAUCAAUUUGGAAAAGAAUCGCUGAUGGGAAAAACCAGUCUUGCAAGCAAUAUAGCCCUUGUGGAUGCCAGUCGAUGUGUGGAAAGCAAUGCCCUUGUCUACAGGAUGGAACUUGCUGCGAGAAGUACUGUGGGUGCUCAAAGAGCUGCAAAAACCGAUUCAGGGGAUGCCAUUGUGCUAAAAGUCAAUGCAGAAGUAGGCAAUGCCCAUGCUUUGCUGCCGGACGUGAAUGUGACCCAGAUGUUUGCCGAAAUUGCUGGGUUAGUUGUGGAGACGGUUCAUUAGGUGAGCCACCCAGGCGAGGAGAUGCCCAAUGUGGAAACAUGAGGCUGCUUCUAAGGCAACAACAGAGAAUUCUCUUGGCAAAGUCUGAUGUUGCUGGAUGGGGAGCCUUUUUGAAGAACCCUGUGAACAAAAAUGACUAUCUUGGAGAGUAUACUGGCGAAUUGAUAUCCCAUAGAGAAGCAGAUAAGCGGGGGAAAAUCUAUGAUCGGGCAAAUUCAUCUUUCCUUUUUGACUUGAAUGAUCAGUUUGUUCUUGAUGCUUACCGCAAAGGAGACAAGCUGAAAUUUGCAAACCACUCAUCAAACCCUAAUUGCUAUGCGAAGGUAAUGCUGGUUGCAGGAGAUCAUCGCGUUGGCAUUUUUGCCAAGGAGCAUAUUGAAGCUAGUGAGGAGCUCUUCUAUGAUUAUCGAUAUGGACCAGACCAAGCACCCGCAUGGGCUCGAAAGCCGGAGGGUUCCAAGAGGGAGGAUUCAUCAGUCUCCCAAGGCAGAGCAAAGAAACACCAAUCUCAUUAGCCAUUGGGCCCUGUUCAAGAUGUACAUAGUAGUCCAUUUCUCUGGCUACUCCCAGAGGUUCUUUUUCUACGAGUGACACUUCUUAAAAGCAGAGAACCUUCUUGUGCUCGAUUUUGCUUCGAGAAAUUAUAAAGGUCGAGCAAUAAGAUUCUAUAGUACUAAUAAGGUCAAACAUAAUUGUUGAAAAAUAAGCUAAGAAAUCCUUCUAGCAGUUCAGUAUAAUAGGGCAAUAGAUAGAGAGCAUUGUCAAGGCAGAUAUUAUUGUUAUUUUAAUGAUGUAAAUAUUCCUUUUCAUAUAAAUUUGUUACCGCUGUUUACAGUA